CUCUUGAGAUGGUAUGCUCCGGCGCCGGGGCAUGUGCCAGAGCAGUUUGGUAAAGUUGAUUUUCCCAAACGAGAGCACCCAUCAUGGCCGCGGUGUGUACUGCCUCCCGUGUCCUCACCAAAAAGGUCCUGUCAGCUAAGGCGGUAAGUAUUUGGAGAUAAACUGUUGCUAUAGAAUAUCACUAUGAACUACUUUAUCUUUUGUCUUUAGGAAUGUGUCCAUAUGAGCUGGUAUUCGCAGAGAAUUUAACUUUAACCCACCCUGUUUUGUAACAUCAGCUGGUCAAUAUCUCACCAUUGACGGGGUUUCGUAGCUAGCUACCUAACUAUCAUUUGCUAUGCAAUACUGGGAGCUAGCUUAAUGGUUUUUUAAUAUCCAUGGCAAUUCGAUUCUGACGAAUAGCUUGAUAAAUAUACUUUUUAUUGCUCGUGUAUGACGAUUGAAUUAAACCUGGCAGUAGCCAUAAACAUCAGUGCAUUACAUCAGUGCAUUGAAGGUCAAGCAAGGCAAGUUAGCUAAGAAGCUGUUAACAAUGUGGCUAACCAAGCAGUAGGCUAUUUUCCAGUGUUGGCUGUCAGUCAUUGAUUUUAUGUUUGAUGACAAAUAAUGUCUCUCGGCUACCUUUCUUUUGAAUGCAUGCUGUGUUUCAAGAGGGGAUAUUGAAACUAUGGCAAAGUGGUAACUUUGCUAUCUAACGUUAGCAACUUAACUAGAGUUGGCCAGCUCUUAAUUUUAAUAGUGUGUAACUGCAGCCCUCAAUUUGGGGCUUUCCUGCAAUUUGGGGCGUUCCCCUCCCGAGCGUCCCAUUGGUUCCUGCAUGCUAAGCUAGCACACAGUGUCUUUCGUUCCCGUCUGCCGAACACCUUCCCUCGCCAUCGUUAACAGAACUGCGGGAAAACAGUGCCCGACAGGCAGGGGCGAAAGACACUCUACCGGUGUGUGCUAGCUGUAGCCCCCGCUUCUUCUUCUGUGUGGUUUAUCGGUAGUUGGCAUCCAACGUUAUGGUGCAUUACCGUCAUCGACUGUACUGGAGCGCCCCUGUCUCCCACCUAUGUACUGGAGUCAUAGUUUAAAAAUUGACCAAUAGAAGUAUAAAGAUGGGUUUAGGCAGAUGCUGAAAUGCCCACAUGCAGGAACGCCCUGAAUUGCGGGCUGCAGUUGCACCCUUCUCCUGAAUUUGGGACUGGGUGUGUUUUGAGGAUGUUUGCUGAGGAAUAAGCAAGGAAGUUAUUUGUUUAGAUUGGAGGACGUGAGAUAAUAUAUGAUCCCAGAGAGCAUUUACCGAUCUAUAUGAUUUUAAAUCAAUAUUUUUGUCGCAUUAUGUAAAUAAGUCUGAAAACACUUCAUACACCCACACGUGUAUCGCUCGCCUCAGAAAUAUUGGUUGGGAUGCUGCUAAGAAGCACUAUUAUGCAUGUUGUGAAAUGAUUUUUUAACACAAUUAGGCUACAUGUUGCUGCAGCAGUCUCACCUUAAUUAUGUAACCAUCAGCUGGCUGUGUUUUCGCUGCAUUUGAAAACAUUGAGCAAACUACACUAAUGUUAGAGGCCCAUAGACAAGGCAUAAAUUGACUUGACAUUUUGUGGAUAAGUCUAGUUCUUGCAAUUGAGUACUUUCAUCAAUAGCCACACACAGCCUGUGAUAUAGGCCUAUAUUUACCUUUCUUUUUCUAUUUAGAUUCCGGCAGUAUCCCAGAGCUCCAGGAAGCUCCACUUCUCCAUCUACGGGAAGAACAAGGCUAAAGUGUCAGAUGGCGUAAGUCUGCAUACUCCAUGUUCAUCAUUGACAUUACUGUAUGAAUGGAUUCAAUAUGUUUGCACAAAAUAUAUUUUAUUUUAGAUUUAAUUUGUCUCUAUGCUUAUCGAGACAAUUUGUAUUAUACAACUCUAGGUAGAGAAAAUACUAAAAUGUUAAUGUUUUGUGCUUUUGUUUUUGCUGGUCCCUACAGAUCACCACACAGUACCCCGUCGUAGACCAUGAGUUUGAUGCGGUGGUUGUGGGUGCCGGCGGGGCAGGACUGCGUGCUGCUUUUGGCCUGUCUGAGGCUGGCUUCAACACAGCUUGUGUCACAAAGCUGUUCCCCACCAGGUCGCACACGGUGGCUGCACAGGUAUAACAAGUUAUAUAUUCUACAAUAUUCAAUGGGAAAUGACCAUGUAAAAGCAGGAAAUAUCCCAGAUUGUGUUGCAUGAUAACAAGUCUCCUUCACUCUGUUUGCAUUAUACACAGAAGGAAGCAAUGCCAUGUAAAGUCACAAUGAAUUAACAAUUUCCCACUGCGGUGGCAUUAUCAGCCACCUUAAUGUUUUACACUUGUAUUAGGCCUACCUCCAUGCAAUAUCUACAAAAAAACGUCCAAAGUUCAUGAUUUAAGAUUGAUCUUUCUUCAAGUGGUCCUGAACAGUUGUUUUUGCAUUUAGGGUGGGAUCAAUGCAGCCCUUGGAAACAUGGAGGGAGAUGAUUGGAGGUGGCAUUUCUAUGACACGGUGAAGGGAUCUGAUUGGCUGGGAGACCAGGACGCCAUCCAUUACAUGACAGAGCAGGCCCCACAUGCCGUGGUGGAGGUGAAACACGCACACACAACUUUUUAGAUAUGUCAAAGAAAACACAAUGGUAAAGCGGGACAUUCACUAAAAUGGUAAAGCAGGACACUCAAUAACUUAAAUUAAACUAUGCCUCUGACGGUUCUUUGUUAAAAAACUAAUGUAUGGAAAGGUAACCAGCCUCUUGAAAGGGAGUUGGUGGAAGGGGCCAGUAGGGGAAUGUGGCAUGCAUGGGGCAGCAGGUAGCCUAGUGGUUAAGAGCAUUGGGCCAGUAACCGAAGGUUUGCUGGUUUGAAUCCCUGAGCCGACUAGGUGAAAAAUGUGUAAGUGCCCUUGAGCAAGGUACUUCACCCUAAUUGCUCCUGUAAGUCGCUCUGGACAAGAGCAUCUGCUAAAUUAGAAAAAUGUAAAAAUGCAUGCUAACAGUGGUGGUGUAAGCAAAGGUCCCAUGCUAAAAGGUGCAAUAUGCAGAAAUUGCUCCGCCAUUUCCUGGUUGCAAAAAUUCUAAUAGUUGGCCUUUUAGUUUGGUAAAAAUCAUCGUACCAUCUAAACCGCUGUGAAAUAUAUUUUCAAUAACCAAAGAUAUAGUAUUUUCAGUUGUUCGAAGCUGGUGUAGAAAACCGGACGUAUAAGACGCAAAAAGGAAAGUUAAGAACGGGAAGCAUAGACAAAGCAUACAUAGAACAGAUCUACCGCUUCUUAGACUUGCUUUCAAUGAGAAUGACAGGCCUAUAACUCCCAUUUCUAUGUGAAUUUGGUCGUGUUGCCCAAAAAAUGACAUAUUGCAGCUUUAAAAGAGCUGCAGCAGAACUCAAGGGCCCCUCAGACUUGGCAUAUUAAUUAAAUCAAAUCAAAUUUUAUUUGCCACAUGCGGCGAAUACAACAGGUGUAGGUAGACCUUACAGUGAAAUGCUUACUUGCAAGCCCUUAACCAACAAUGCAGUUUUAAGAAAUAAAACGGUGAAGUUAAAAAUAAAAAAUAAUUAAAGAGCAGCAGUAAAAUAACAGUAGGGAGGCUAUAUACAGAGGGUACCGGUACAGAGUCAAUGUGUCCUGUCCUUUUUCAGCCCUUCUGAUGUACCAAAACAAGUGAAAAUGCCCUUUCAAUGCCCUUAAUCUUCUCUGCAAUGUUGUGUAGCUGCCUUUACGUACACUACCGGUCAAAAGUUUUAGAACACCUACUCAUUCAAGGGUUUUUCUUUAUUUUUAAUAUUUUCUACAUUGUAGAAUAAUAGUGAAGACACAAAACUAUGAAAUAAUACAUAUGGAAUCAUGUAGUAACCAAAUAAGUGUUAAACAAAUCAAAAUAUAUUUUAUAUUUGAGAUUCUUCAAAUAGCGACCCUUUGCCUUGAUGACAGCUUUGCACACUCUUGGCAUUCUCUCAACCAGCUUCAUGAGGUAGUCACCUGGAAUGCUUUUUAAUUAACAGGUGUGCCUUGUUAAAAGUUAAUUUCUGGAAUUUCUUGCCUUCUUAAUGUGUUUGAGCCAAUCAGUUGUGUUGUGACAAGGUAGGGAGGUAUACAGAAGAUAGCCCUGUUUGGUAAAAUACCAAGUCCAUAUUAUGGCAAGAACAGCUGAAAUAAGCAAAGAGAAACGACAGUCCAUCAUUACUUUAAGGACAUGAAGGUCAGUCAAUACGGAAAAUGUCAAGAACUUUGAAAGUUUCUUCAAGCGCAGUCGCAAAAACCAUCAAGAGCUAUGAUGAAACUGGCUCUCAUGAGGACCGCCACAGGAAUGGAAGGCCCAGAGUUACCUCUGCUGCAGAGGAUAAGUUCAUUAGAGUUACAGCCUCAGAAAUUGCAGCCCAAAUAUAUGAUUCACAGAGUUCAAGUAACAGACACAUCUCAACAUCAACUGUUCAGAGGAGACUGCGUGAAUCAGGCCUUCAUGGUCAAAUUGCUGCAAAGAAACCACUACUAAAGGACACCAAUAAUAAGAAGAGACUUGCUUGGGCCAAGAAACACGAGCAAUGGACAUUAGACCGGUGGGAAUUUGUCCAAAUUUGAGAUUUUUGGUUCCAACCGCGUGCCUUUGUGAGACGCGGUGUGGGUGAACAGAUGAUCUCCAUGUGUAUUUCCCACCGUAAAGCAUGGAGGAGGUGGUGUUAUGGUGUGGGGGUGCUUUGCUGGUGACACUGUCUGUGAUUUAUUUAGAAUUAAAGGCACACUUAACCAGCAUGGCUACCACAGCAUUCUGCAGCGAUACGCCAUCCCAUCUGGUUUGGGCUUAGUGGGACUAUCAUUUGUUUUUCAACAGGACAAUGACCUAAAACACCUCCAGGCUGUGUAAGGGCUAUUUGAACAAGAAGGAGAGUGAUGGAGUGCUGCAUCAGAUGACCUGGCCUCCACAAUCACCCGACCUCAACCAAAUUGAGAUGGUUUGGGAUGAGUUGGACUGCAGAGUGAAGGAAAAGCAGCCAACAAGUGCUCAGCAUAUGUGGGAACUCCUUCAAGACUGUUGGAAAAGCAUUCCAGGUGAAGCUGGUUGAGAGAAUGCCAAGAGUGUGCAAAGCUGUCAUCAAGGCAAAGGGUGGCUAUUUGAAGAAUCUCAAAUAUAAAAUAUAUUUCUUUAACACUUUUUUGGUUACUACAUGAUUCCAUGUGUUAUUUCAUAGUUUUGAUGUCUUCACUAUAAUUCUGCAAUGUAGAAAAUAGUAAAAAGAAAGAAAGAACACCUACUCAUUCAAGGGUUUAAAACUUUUGACCGGUAGUGUAGACUUAAACAAUUUGAUUUAAUACAUUCUGUGUAAUUAAAUAAUUAGCUAAAGUGCAAGCGUAUUAGUGUAAUUAUAUAGCCUAUAAUUAUUUUGGGAUUAAGUUGAACCCCCUUCCCCAAUCACAAAGGAUUGGCACAACAUCAAAACAAACACUGAUAGGCUGAUAAAAUGAAAACAAUAAUGUAUUAUUUCUUGGCUAACUUACUUUUUCUAGCUUCCUGUUGUGAAAAUAACUGAAAGCUGGUGUGCCAGUGAUUUAACAGCUCUUCUUGAUGUCCCCAGCUGGAGAACUUUGGCAUGCCCUUCAGCCGUACCGAGGAUGGCAAGAUCUACCAGAGGGCUUUUGGUGGCCAGAGUCUGAAGUUUGGCAAGGGAGGCCAGGCCCACAGGUGCUGCUGCGUAGCUGACAGAACCGGCCACUCCCUCCUGCACACACUCUACGGACGGGUACGUCACAAUGUCUUGACUCAAAAUCCCAUAAUCCACCACUUGCAGUCAAGCUAAAUUUCCAUACCUUUUCUCUGCUGUUCCUCUGAAUCCCAUUUUACUGACAAACUCUGCUUUUUGAAUCUCAAAUUUUGUCCUGUUUUUGCUGGAUUCAGUCAUCUAUCACUCUUCUACACUUCUCACUUAUUUAGUCUCUGAGGUACGACACCAGCUACUUUGUGGAGUACUUUGCCCUGGACCUGCUGAUGGAGGAAGGAGAGUGCAAAGGAGUGAUUGCUCUGUGUAUGGAGGAUGGAUCCAUCCACCGCUUCAGGUCCAAGAACACAGUCAUCGCCACAGGGUAUGUAUCUGGCUCUGUAGUAGAUGUUUCUGUAGUGAAUAAGUAUACAGUUAGAAUGCUUGUUCCAAGUAAUCUGGGAGGUUUGUCUUACCAGUUAUACCAAGUUGUAAUGUUAACUUUUUAACAUCCUCACCCUGAACAGAAGGUGCCUCCUUGAUGACGAUGUAAAGUGCUCCUAUUUUGCCCCGAGUCUUACUCCUGCCUCUGCUCAAUCUGCAGUGGUUACGGCCGUACCUACUUCAGCUGCACGUCAGCCCACACCAGCACAGGAGACGGUAAUGCCAUGGUGACCCGUGCAGGCCUGCCCUGCCAAGACCUGGAGUUUGUCCAGUUCCACCCCACAGGUCAGUGUCUCAUAUCGGAUUGGCAAUAGAGGCCUGUCUGCUAGGGAGUGAACUUAAGAACAUUAAAUAAAAUUUUAUUUGAGAAGAUUUGAUAAACACUCAGAAUAGACCUAUCCAUUAGAAGUGUAAUCUUGAGGGGCCUCCCGAGUGGCGCAGCUGUCUUAAGGCAUUGCAUCGCAGUGCUUGAGGCGUCACUACAGACCGGGGUUCGAGCUCAGGCUGUGUCACAACCGGCCGUGAUAGGGCGGCGCACAAUUGGCCCAGCGUCAUCCGGGUUAGGGGGGGUUUGGCCAGGGGGGCUUUACUUGGCUCAUGCUCUAGCAACUCCUUGUGGCGGGCCGGACGCCUGCAGGCUGACUUCGAUCGUCAGUUCAACAGUGUUUCCUCCGACACAUUGGUGCAGCUGGCUUCCGGGUUAAGCGGGCAGGUGUUAAGAAGCGCUGUUUGGCGGGUCAUGUUUUGGAGGACGCAUGACUAGACCUUCGCCUCUCCCGAGCCCGUUGGGGAGUUGCAACAAUGAGACAAGAUCGCAAUUGGAUAUCACGAAAUUGGGGAGAAAAAGGGGGUAAAAUACAAAAAAAAUUAUAGAAGUGUAAUCUUGAAAGUGUUUCUGUCCUUAGUCGGAAGGUAACUGCUGAAUAAUCAUGUGCGUUUCAUGACAUGCCAGUAUCGUUGGUGUUUGAUAAUUCAAUCACAUGGUCAUAGAAGUCCGAGGGCUGGCAGACACGUCUGUUUACAUACUGUGGAUACAUAAUCAUACUAUAAAUAUAAUUGGGGGUUAAAUGAAGUCCUUCGGUGCCCUCCCUCAGUGCUGGUUUCCUAUGACGUAACGUAAUCCCUCUAGGUAUCUAUGGAGCCGGCUGUCUGAUCACAGAGGGGUGCCGUGGUGAGGGAGGAAUCCUCAUCAACAGUGAGGGCGAGCGCUUCAUGGAACGGUACGCCCCCAACGCCAAGGACCUGGCCUCCAGAGACGUUGUGUCCCGCUCCAUUACCAUCGAGAUCCGAGAGGGCAGGUAAGAUCACCGCCAAGGCCCUGCCGUCCCUGAGCACCCACAGAAGUAUUGUACUGAUGCUGGAUAACUGAUGUAUAUGUGUGACUGCAUGCUCUAUGGAUGUCAGACCAGUGAUUGAUAUCGGCAUGCACAGUUUCAAAAGAAGGUGUAAAAUGGCUUAAAAUAGAUGGUCAAUCUAGAAUCCAUCUAUUCAUGCUUUGGUGAACAAAAAUCGACCUCAAGAAUUGCAGUUGAAUUUGAAUAAUUUUACAUUUGUCAUUUAGCAGAUGCUUUUAUCCAGAGCAAUUUACAGGAGCAAUUAGGGUUAAGUGCCUUUCUCAGGGGCACAUCGACAGAUUUUUCACCUAGUCUGUUCGGUGAUUCGAACCAGCAACCUUUCGGUUACUGGCCCAACACUCUUAACCGCUUGGGGCUACCUGCUGAAUGACAGGAAAUGGAAUUCACAUGGAAUCUACCCACAAAUUUCAAUGGAAAUGUGCCCACCUUGCUAUGAGUUUCAGGUGAAAGACAACUGUCACGCUAACGGACCUUUAUCUGUGUGUUCCUAGGGGAUGUGGCCCAGAGAAGGACCAUGCGUACCUGCAGCUGCACCAUCUCCCUCCACAGCAGCUGGCCACCCGCCUGCCAGGCAUCUCCGAGACUGCCAUGAUCUUCGCUGGUGUGGACGUCACCAAAGAGCCCAUCCCCGUCCUGCCCACUGUCCACUACAACAUGGGAGGAAUCCCUACCAACUACAAGGGACAGGUAAAUAGGAGCACCCAUUGAAAAGAAGUGCAAUACAUUUGCAUGUUUUCUAACUAAAAGUCCUUUGAAAUGACCCUAAUAUAAGUAAGCAGAUCUAAUGAGAGACAUAUGUAGUGAGUCUUAAAACUGGACCUCCCUUGGGUUUAAUGUAAUCAAACAAUCUAAUAUCUUAUCAUAUAAUAUAUGUAUUGUCAGCCUUGAUGUAAUGUCUGCUGUAGUGCAGAUCAUUUUAUAAUGAUUUACUGUCCUGUUCUCCACAGGUCAUCACCUACACGCCCGAGGAGGGUGACAAGGUGGUGCCAGGGCUGUUUGCCUGUGGCGAGGCUGCCUGUGCCAGUGUCCAUGGUGCCAACCGCCUGGGAGCCAACUCCCUGCUGGAUCUGGUGGUGUUUGGACGUGCCUGCGCCCACACCAUCACUGACAUCUGCAAUCCAGGUAACAACUCUCUUCUUUAACCCUUACCUGUAUGUCAAGACAAAAGCACAUUGUCCCACAGCUUUUUAAUGUAAUGGCCAGGCCAAGGCUCCCUUGGAAAAAUAGUUAGACAAUCCUGGCAAUGUGAUGUUUCUGCAGGAGAGAAGCUCUCCCCCCUGAAGCCCAACGCAGGAGAGGAGUCUGUGGCCAACCUGGACAAGUUGAGGUUUGCUGACGGCAGCAUGAGGACGUCCGAGAUCAGACUGAACAUGCAGAAGGUAUGGAUUUAAAAAAUCAAAAUAUUUUUUUGGGGGGAAUGGAACUGAUGUGCAGCACAUCCUUAUUAGGAAUGUACUUUGGAUGGUCAUCAAAUCUACUGGUAAUGAGCGUUAAAUACUUGUACAGUACCAUCACUUCUUCUCUAAACCUGUGUUCCUCUCUCCGUUGUCAGACCAUGCAGAACCACGCCGCUGUGUUCCGUACUGGCAAGGUCCUGAAGGAGGGGUGUGACAAGAUGGACGCCGUCUACCAGACCCUGGACGACAUCAAGACCUUUGACAGAGGUCAGCAUCUCAUUCCCUCUGCUGAUGUGAUAUGAAUAGUCUUUCAAUUGCCCCUUCUCGCAAGGGCAGAAGAUCUUUGUUGUCCCAUUGUUGGGCUUGAUUGCAGCAGUGAUGAUGUUCUGAAGCAAUGUUAAAGUUCCAUCGUUCCCUCUGUCUCCUCCCCUUAGGUAUUGUGUGGAACACUGACCUGGUGGAGACCCUGGAGCUGCAGAACCUCAUGCUGAAUGCUGUGCAGACCAUCAACUCCGCCGAGCAGCGCCAGGAGAGCAGGGGAGCCCACUCCAGAGAGGACUUCAAGGUAAGAACUGAAGACACAGAAACCACUCCUAUACUAGCCUGGCCUGCAAUGAGAAUUUGUUGUCUGGGAAAGCGAUAUUACUCGUAUGCAUACGGUUCCAUUUUGUUUCAUAGUAGGGGUCUCGAUGUGGACAUGUUUUUUUGGAGCUGAAAGUAAUGCAUAUUGACAGACACUGCUUUUGUGUACACACAAACAUCCACCAUAAACUAUAGGAGCUCUCUCCAGCAGUAGUUGGACCAGUCUGUAGACUGUGUCAUUCUGAAAGAUUCCUAUGUAAUAUUGCAGGACCGUAUGGAUGAGCUUGACUACGCCAAGCCUCUGGCGGGACAAGUGAGGAAACCCAUUGAAGAGCACUGGAGGAAACACACUAUGUCCACUGUGGAUCCUAAGACGGGAAAAGUAAGUACGCUCACAAAACCGGUCAAUGCCUAAUGAUUGUUUUAACUUCAGAGUUUCUUAAUUUAUUUUUCUAAAUAUAAAUGACAGGAUUAAUUGUAACAUACUUUCAUUCUUACAACACAAUAAUAGCAGAGUCUAUGUGCUUGCCAAUGUUCAUUUGCUAUCACUCACCCAUUUCUCCCUUUUUGUGCUUGUGUUAUAGGUAACUCUGAAAUACAGACCAGUUAUUGAUAACUCUCUGGAUGCAGAGGACUGUGCUGCUAUCCCUCCCGCCAUCCGUUCCUAUUAAGCACAUAACUAUCCGAUGCUGAUUUAACUAUUUUAUUUAUUAUCAGAAUUUAUGCUUUUGCAGUUAUCCUUUAUAAAGUUUCAACAGGACUCCCAUAUUGCUAAUAAUAAAUACUGUAUGUGGAAUAUUUGAUAUGUUCGAUAAUAAACCUUACUGUAAACUGAAGUAAAUUGAGUGUUUUGUGUGUACUUUAAACUUCCACCACAUUUGCUAUAGUUCUUACGGGCAAAUAAAUACAUAUUUCAUAUUUAGAUAUUGAAUGAUUUGUAGAAAUCUUUUUUUUUAAAGAAAACAAUUA
Coregonus sp. 'balchen' is the source of this 10408-nucleotide messenger RNA. The record is from the annotation of a GenBank genome assembly. NCBI's taxonomy places the organism in Eukaryota, Metazoa, Chordata, Actinopteri, Salmoniformes, Salmonidae.